Molecule: messenger RNA, 3639 nt
Organism: Pistacia vera
Lineage: Eukaryota; Viridiplantae; Streptophyta; Magnoliopsida; Sapindales; Anacardiaceae
Product: putative disease resistance protein RGA1
Exons: 2
Coding region: 67-3165 (1032 amino acids)
Biological process (GO): defense response to other organism
Molecular function (GO): protein binding; ADP binding
Source: RefSeq, a predicted model, not a curated record
CAUUUCAAACAAGGUGUCUUGAUUUGCUGGUUGUUUAGAUUUUCAGCUUCUCUGUGUGGCGUAUCAAUGGCGGGCACAGUGGCGUCUCCUCUCCUCGAUGUGCUAUGCGACAGACUGGACUCCCACGUCACUGCUUUGAGCGCAAACUUCAUACAGAUACGUCUCAAGCUAGCUGAAACUCAGGCCAUCCUGGAGGACACCAUCACCGAGCGCGGUGGAUCCGACCAAAUUCCGUCGAUCAGGAUCUGGCUCACCGUGCUGAGAGACCUCGCUUAUGAUAUCGAUGUAUUGAUCGAUGACUGGGAAAGAUCCAGAAAAUCUAAAGCAACCUGCUCCUUUCCCACCUCGUUGAACAAUUCUAAAAUUGACCAGGAGGUAAGGAGAAUCCAUGGACGUCUGGUUAGACACUUGAAUUUGCUCCGCGAGCUUGUCCCUGGUGUUCAACUAGAAAAAAUAUUUGUUUCUGAAGAGGGCUCUCAAAGAAGUGAUGAAUAUGUUGUCGGAAGAGAUUUUGAGAUAUCUAAUGUGAUGAACACCAUGUUUCGAAGCCAGGAUGGUGAGGAGAGAUUUCGUGUUAUCCCUAUUAUUGGGAUGGGUGGAAUCGGGAAGACGGUUCUCGCUCAAAGAAUUUUCAAUGAUGAGAAGGAAAUACCUGUUGUAAAGUAUGGUGAAAGUACUAAUAGCGAUGAGGUUGUGUUUGAGUUCGAAAAGCCAUGGGAGAACAAGAGAUUCUUGAUUGUUUUGGAUGAUGUAUGGGAUGAAGAUGAGAAAAAAAUUGAGGAACUGAAAUCAUGGUUAAACGUUGGUGAUUCAGGAUCUUGUGUUCUUGUCACUAGUCGCUCUGGCCGUGUUGCUGCUUUGAUGGGCACAGUUCCUGCACAACACUUGAAAUGUUUGUCUGAUGAGGAUUCUUGGGCUAUUUUUGAGCAUUUCGCAUUUGUAUCAAUGCAGGAAGAGAGUGGUGAAUUGGAACAAAUUGGUCAAGAUAUUGUUGGCAAGUGCAGGGGAUGGCCUCUAGCAAUCAAGAGUGUAGGCAUCUUGUUGCGUAAAAAAAACAAGCAAGAAUGGUUGUCUAUUGCGCAAUAUGGUUUAUGGAUUUUGGGGGAAUUGAAUUCUCAUCUCUUGUCAGUUUUAAAGCAGAGUUAUGAUCAUUUACCUUUGUAUCUGAAGCAAUGCUUCGCCUUUUGUUCACUUUUUCCGAAGGACUAUUGGAUCAACAAGGAGAAGUUAGUCCAAUUGUGGAUAGCUGAAGGAUUCGUUAGAUCGAAAGAUGGAAGUAACGAAUUACAAGACAUUGCGAAUGACUACUUCGAAGAAUUGUUGCAGCAUUCAUUCUUUCAAGAUGUAGUGAGAGAUGAUUUGGGGCAAGUGUUAGUGUGCAAAAUGCAUGAUUUUAUGCAUGCUCUUGCAGUCAAGGUUGCGGGGCUUGAAUGCUCGAAUAUGUCUAUCAGAGGUUCACAAAUAAUACGAAGAUAUGUUCAGCAUUGCUCUGUGCUUGGUGAUUUUACACAAUCAACAAUCCUGGAGAAAGAAAAACUGCGGACAUUGCUUUUGUUUUCAGGUAAGUUGGAACUUGGAGAAGUCUCUAGCCUGUUUCGAGGAUUUAGCUGUUUACGGGCAUUGAAUUUGAGUCAAACUGUCUUGAUUGAAUUGCCUGUUACUAUUGGUAGUUUAAAACAUUUGAGGUAUCUUGAUCUCUCUUAUACAUAUAUCAGAAGGAUCCCGGAAUCCAUCAGUAAGCUGAAGCAUUUGCAGACUUUGGAACUUUCUAAUUGUUACAACCUUGAAGAGUUACCCAAAACUAUCCCUCAGUUGACAAAUCUGAGGAUUCUGAAUAUAGAAUCAUGUUGUUCUUUGAUUCAUAUGCCUUCAGGAAUUGGGAAAUUAAAGCUUCUUAGGAAGCUUCCAGCGUUCAUUUUGGGUAAGCGACGAGAUAGUGCUAACCUACAAGAGCUGAAUUUUCUGAAUCUUGAAGGUAGAUUAGAUAUCAAGAAUCUUGAGAAUGUGAGAGAUGAAGUUGAUGGAUAUGAAGCAAAGCUACAUGAGAAAGUUCAUAUUCAUUCACUGGGAUUAUCCUGGAGUCGCGAUGCCAUUACAAGAGAUGAUAUUUCUACAACUCAUGUUAUACAUAGCCUUAGGCCACCCCAGGAUCUAAAAGUUUUGGAUUUAAAAGGAUACAGAGGUGCCAUGAUUCCUUCAUGGUUGAAUUCAGGUCUCACAAAUCUAGUGAAAGUUUCUAUUACUGAUUGCAGUUUUGAAAAACUUCCACCGCUGGGGCAAAUACCGACCCUCAAGGAUCUUUGUAUAAAAGGGUUGUCUGCAGUGCAAAUUAUAGGCCAUGACUUUUAUGGGAAAGGUACUGUCAGAGGAUUUCCAUCACUGAGACAGCUCGAGCUCUAUGAUAUGCCGAAUUUGUGGGAAUGGGAAUGCCUCACGAUGGAGAAAAUGGGUGGAGAGAUCACAAUUCAGGCCCCAUUUCCUAGCCUUGAGAAGCUGAUAAUUGAAGGAUGCAAUAUGUUGAUUGCCUUGCCAUUUACUCAACAUCUCAAGAACUUGGCUCUAUGCAACAGCAAUGAGAUGCUACUUUACUCACUUUCCCAUUUACCACCACUUCUCUCCCUUGUUAUCGACAGCUUUGAAGAGUUUAAAUGCCCACCUGAUGAUUAUGGAAGCAUAAACUCUAUCGCGAAAUUGACUGUACACGAUUGCAGGACUUUGGGGACUCUCUUUGAUGUCAUUCAAAGCUACGCUUCUCUCAGGCAUAUUAGUAUUCUGCAUUGCUCUGAAUCGGGUUCUCUGCCUGUGAGCCUGGAAAAAUAUCAAUUUCUUCAGAAGUUGGAUAUUGUCGAUUGUCCUGGUUUGGUCCAUUUCCCUGAAAUCAUUCACCUUUCUUCUCUGAAAGAGUUGAGAAUUGAAGACUGUCCCAACUUGAAGUUGUCUCCCAGAAGUAUCAAAUUCUUGGACUCUAUUUCUAGGUUGGUGAUCAAAAGAUGUCUUGAAUUAGAGAGACAACUUGAGAGAAGGAAAUUCCAGAUAGAUUCAUCUAUGCACCACGAGGAGAUUGAAGUUGAAAGUGAUUUGGAAGACGUUGACAUUGAAGCUGAAGGCCCUGAUCAGUCACCCGAAAUCCAACACUGGACGCCGGACGGCUAUGGGCCAAGGUGAUUCUUUUAAUGGAUAAUCCUGAACUUUCUGAACUGUUCCCAUGUCUUUUUCUGAUCAGGUGCUUUGCAAAGUUGUCAUAUUCCAGAUCACAAACGAGUUUGAGAUUCAGUUUAUAAGACUUGAGCUCUCCUAAUUAAGUAGACGCGAUUUGAGUUUUAAGGAGAUAAAAGACAGUGUUGAGGAUGUGAAAUCUCUUAAAUUUGAAAUCAACCAGUUGACAAAGUUUAGUUCUCUUUGUUCUAAUUUUCUGGAAAUGGAGCAUUUUCAAGAGUUCCUGAAGAAAGGACACCCUGGAACAUCUUGGAGAAGUGCUUGGCCCCCAUGAGAGUAUAUCAACUUCUUUGAUAUGCACCCCAUUAAAAGGAACAAUAAUAGAGAUUAAUAUAGAGAAGAAUAUGUCUAUUCUUUGACUACAAUUGUGAAGAUCAUUUUAUGUAUUUAUGUUUUUUUUUUUUUUUUUUUCUUCUUUAAUGA